Oxyura jamaicensis (ruddy duck) is the source of this 1094-nucleotide messenger RNA. It is a transcript of the gene DDO, whose product is annotated as D-aspartate oxidase. Gene Ontology annotation, molecular function: D-amino-acid oxidase activity; FAD binding. The transcript has 5 exons. The record is from RefSeq and is a predicted model, not a curated record. Lineage: Eukaryota; Metazoa; Chordata; Aves; Anseriformes; Anatidae. The coding region runs from base 66 to 1091 and encodes 341 amino acids.
GGGCGGGGGCAGCUCUCACAGCCAGCCCAGCCUCUGUCCUCCAGGUCCGGCUCUGCGCCCUGGAGAUGGCAGCACCCAAGGUGGCAGUGGUGGGCGCGGGGCUCAUCGGCCUGUCCACGGCACUCUGCAUCUCCGAGGCUUUCCCCGGCUGCCGCCUCAGUGUCCUUUCGGAGCAGUUCAGCCCCAACACGACGGGCGAUGUGGCGGCCGGGAUGCUCAUCCCGCACACUUACCCAGGCACGCCGAUCCACGUGCAGAAGCAGUGGUUCAAAGAGACCUUCACAUACCUUUUUGCCAUCAGCAACUCAGCCGAGGCAUCAGAGGCUGGCAUUCACCUGGUCUCUGGCUGGCAGGUCUUUAAAACCCCUCCCAAAGAUGAGGUGCCUUUCUGGUCUGACAUCGUCCUGGGGUUUCGACCGAUGUCCGCAGCAGAGCUGCAGAAGUUCCCACAGCACAGAUCCGGCCAGGCCUUCACGACGCUGAAGUGCGACUGCCCACCCUACCUGCUGUGGCUGGAGAAGAGGCUGAGAGCAAACGGUGUCCAGGUGCACACCAGAAAAGUUGCAGACUUGUGGGAGCUGCACAGAGAGUACGACAUUGUGGUCAACUGCACGGGCAUUGGAGCCCACCAGCUCGUGGGGGACCAGGAGCUGUCCCCCACCAGGGGACAGGUUCUCAAGGUGCAUGCUCCUUGGGUGAAACACUUCAUCCGGGACGGGGAUGGCUCGACUUACGUCUACCCGGGGAUACACAGCGUAACCCUGGGGGGAACCAGGGAGAAGGGGAGCUGGAGUCUCUCCCCUGACCCUGGCACUACCAAGGACAUCUUUGGCAGAUGCUGCUCUCUCGAGCCCUCCCUGCAGCGAGCUCAGGAUGUCAGGGUGAAGGUGGGCCUCAGGCCGUCCAGGUCGUCUGUGAGACUGCAGAGAGAGGUCCUGAGCCGGGGAGGAGCAAAGCUCCUGGUGGUCCACAACUACGGGCAUGGGGCAGGCGGCUUUUCAGUGCACAGAGGCACAGCCAAAGAGGCCACUCGCCUGGUGGGAGAGUGCAUUGCUGCCCUGCAGGGCUCCUCAUCGAGGGCCAAACUUUGAACC